AUGUUGGCGGGAAGCAGUGCGCGCAUCUUGCGCUACAUUGUUGUUGCCGGUAUUAUUUUGAUGUUCUUUUACCUCUUCCCCGGCUCCCGUUACGAGACCCUCCCGCGAACCGUCCCUUCCCCUGACCAAGCCCGACCUGCCUCGCAACCAAAUCCUCAAAAUGCCGCAGCUGCCGACCGCAAGGUCGAUUCCACGCAAAAGCCUAUGCCUGCCGAUCGCGACCGUCAAUAUGCUGCCUCUCCUAAGCCCGCAGCCGCGAGCACCGAUGCACCGGCCCCCAUAGAAGGCGCCGUUGACACCGGCCCGCGCGCCAAUGCCACCUUCGUCACCCUCGCCCGCAACGUAGAUGUUUGGGAUAUUGCACGCUCGAUCCGCCAGGUCGAAGACCGCUUCAACCGCCGUUUUAACUACGAUUGGGUCUUUCUCAAUGACAAGCCCUUUGAUGAAAACUUUCGCAACAUCACAUCAGCCCUCGUCUCCGGCACCGCGCGCUAUGGCCAGAUUCCUAUUGAGCACUGGUCGGUGCCAGACUGGAUCGACGAGGACAAAGCUAAAAAGGUGCGCGAGGAUAUGAAGGAGCGCAAAAUCAUCUAUGGCGACUCGAUCAGCUACCGCCACAUGUGCCGCUUCGAGUCAGGCUUCUUUUUCCAGCACCCCAUUAUGCAAAAUUACGACUUUUACUGGCGUGUCGAGCCCAGCAUCGAGCUCUUCUGCGAUAUUCCACAAGACCCAUUUCGUUUUAUGAAAGAGAAUGGGAAAAAGUACAGUUUCACCAUUAGCCUACUCGAGUACGUCGACACGAUUCCCACGUUGUGGGAUAGCGCCGUCAAGUUCAUGGAAAACUACCCACAACAUGUGGCGGCCGACAACUCGAUGGAGUUUCUGAGCGACGAUGGCGGCCAAACCUACAGCAUGUGUCACUUUUGGUCCAACUUUGAGAUUGGAAGCCUUGAGUGGAUGCGCAGUGACGCCUACGUUGACUUUUUCAACUCCCUCGACCAGGACGGCGGUUUCUUCUAUGAGCGCUGGGGUGAUGCGCCAGUUCAUUCCAUUGCCGCUGGCAUACUCCUCAACAAGACGGAACUUCACUUCUUUGACGAGAUUGCCUACUUCCACAUGCCAUUUACGCACUGCCCCAACGAUGCACAGGCGCGUAUUGACCUCAAAUGCCACUGCAACCCUAAAGACAACUUUGACUGGAGCAGAUACUCUUGUACCUCCAGGUACUUUGAGAUGAUGGGCAUGCAGAAGCCUGACGGCGUCGAUUGA
Molecule: messenger RNA, 1269 nt
Organism: Cordyceps fumosorosea ARSEF 2679
Lineage: Eukaryota; Fungi; Ascomycota; Sordariomycetes; Hypocreales; Cordycipitaceae
Product: Glycosyl transferase, family 15
Exons: 3
Coding region: 1-1269 (422 amino acids)
Biological process (GO): cell wall mannoprotein biosynthetic process; protein N-linked glycosylation; protein O-linked glycosylation
Cellular component (GO): Golgi apparatus; membrane
Molecular function (GO): alpha-1,2-mannosyltransferase activity
Source: RefSeq, a predicted model, not a curated record